Brugia pahangi is the source of this 1851-nucleotide messenger RNA. Lineage: Eukaryota; Metazoa; Nematoda; Chromadorea; Rhabditida; Onchocercidae. The record is from the annotation of a GenBank genome assembly.
AUGACUAAGUUACCACUACUGUAUUUCAUUCUACAAGUGCCGUUCUUGGCAUGUGUCGACAUAUGUCAUUAUUGCCGCUGUGAUCGACAUUCUAGUACUAUCAGUUGUACGGGAUAUAACAUUUUGUUACGAUCGGUAAUUGCACCGCACUGGGCCAAGAUUCUCUAUUUCCACCAUAUGUCUAUGCGACAUUUGCCUCAUUUUGCUCAAAAUGAAAAUAUCAAAAUUCUUCGGAUUAAUUUCUGUGGUUUGACACAUAUUCAUUCGCUGUCGCUUACCUCACUGCCAAAUCUGGAAACUCUGCACCUUUCUGAUAAUCGGUUAACGGAUUUACCUUCGGAAUGUUUCUUUGAACUUACCAAGUUGCGGAUCAUAAAUCUGGCAAGAAACCUGAUUCGUGACCUAAAUCUAAUCAAUGAAAUGCUUCCAAGAAGUCAUAUUCUGGAGCGAUUUAGUAUAGAUGGUAAUCCAAUACAAAUUAGUUCUAUUAGUACUCAGUUUCCUUUAGCUCGACAGUUGCAUCUUUCGGAUACAAAUAUGGAAACAAUUAACGAUUCUACCAUAACUUUUCUGCCCAGUAUCGGAUGCAAUGUAUCAGAGACACUUUGUCGCAGUAUGCACAUUUCGAACCAGCAAUGGUUCAUUCUGCGUUCGUUAGAUUUAUCAUCUCAGGAAGAGCUUUCAAUUCACCCAUCGCUCCUUCCAGUUAUCAGUAAUGUUAGCGUGCUAAAUCUCAGGACAACCAAACUUCCUGACUCUUUUCCUGAUUGGCUUCAGAUUUCUAGUCGUGUCCGACAUCUAAGUAUACCAUUUACCGUCCUUCCAAAUGCAAAUUAUUCUUGGGAAUGGUGUAGUCAGUAUCUGGAAUGGCUUGACAUAUCUCAUCUUAAUUUACGCACUCUUAUUAUUCCAAGACAUUGCAAGAUUCGUUAUUUAAAAGCGAACGAUAAUCAUUUGGAUAAGGUUUUCAUUCGUGCUAAUUCGUUGGAAACCUUAUUUUUAGAACGGAACAAUUUGUCUUCUUGGAUUGUACCUCCACCUGGUACUACCUUUAAUCAUAUGUUGACACUUUCCUUGUCCUUCAAUAGAAUACCUUAUUUACCCAAAAAUGCUUUGGCUUAUUAUCCACAACUUCAGCACCUCGAUAUUUCUCAAAAUGUUUUGGCAAACUUGUCUACUCAAUCAUUUCCAAUAAUUGGAAUGCAAAUUCGCUCCAUCAACAUGUCCCACAACAAACUCUCUCGAUUCGUGCACCCGAUAUUGCCGUCACUACUUCUUCUUGACCUAUCUAAUAAUGCUCUUCAAGAUUGUAAUCUAGAAUGGCAGCCAGAUCUUUCUAGUUUUCAAGCAAUGCGUAAACUUGAUUUAUCUAGAAAUCGAUUAUCAUCUCUAGACGGAACCUUAUUACCUCGUAAUCUAUACUUCUUGGAUGUAAGUGAAAAUCUUAUCCAUUACUUAUUCAAUGAUACCUGUAUGAAGAACAGUGAACUUCGUGAAAUGGAUAUAUCACGAAAUCCACUUAUUUGUCACUGCACAUUGUUGCAAAUCAUCCAAUGGAUCCCAAAUGACACAUAUUCUACCUCAACUAAUGAUUUAUAUUACUGCUUUUCCGGGAGUUGGCAAUAUCCUCUGCGAAACUAUUUAGAUAGUGCAACUGCAUGUCUUUCGACUAGAUCUGUUCGGUUCCCAGCAUUAUUUACAAUAAUUUGCUGUAUCCUUGCCAUCACCAUCAUCCUUGCAAUUUUCAUCUUCGUUGCAAACAGCAACAGAAUGUCACAUUGUGGCGAAUGCUUAUUAUUUGCUUAUAAACCACUCCGUACAAGUGAUACAUCACUUGCCGUUCAGAUUUGA